Molecule: messenger RNA, 2754 nt
Organism: Aspergillus calidoustus
Lineage: Eukaryota; Fungi; Ascomycota; Eurotiomycetes; Eurotiales; Aspergillaceae
Source: the annotation of a GenBank genome assembly
AUGCGGCGUCAUGGCAGGGCCGGCGGGGGUUCAACCAAGGCUGUGACACCCAUCUCCGACACCGUAUCGCUCAUCCAUUCCUUCGAUUCAUUAUCGAACCCCAAUCGCCCCGUGCGCCCAUCGCCGUUGACCUCGUCUAGUAUCCAAGCUUUGCCGUUAGACCUCGUUGACCGAUUGCGCUCCUUUCCGUUGUUCCAGUCCACGCCAGAGUCUUUUCUGAUCGACGUCGGACAACACCUGCGCCCGCAGCUUUGCGCUCCAAACGAUUAUAUCUUGACGGAGGGCGAUGAAGCCAAGGCAAUAUACUGGUUGGUACGAGGUGCGGUCCUGGUUACAUCUCGAGAUGGAGAGAGUAUUUAUGCGGAGCUUGAGCCGGGCGCUUUCUUCGGCGAGAUAGGUGUCUUGAUGGACCGGCCCCGUACUGCCACCAUCAUCGCCCGCUCCAGAUGUCUGUUGGUGGUGCUGUCCAAAGAGGACUUUAGGAGCAUCCUUCCCCGGUUUCCCGAAGUAGAGCGUGCUAUCCGGGAAGAAGCUCAAGAACGGCUGAUGAUUUUGGAGAAGAAAAAGAAAGAGACUUCGGCACCGUCGGCAGAUCUUAUAGACACAUCUCGGAGAGGAUCAAAAAGGCUAAGAGACCUCUCGCUUACAGAUCAGAAUGGUGCGAGCUUAACGUUUGUCAAUAAGAAACGCAAAUCCCCAAGCCCGGGACUGGCUGAUGGAACUUCAAGCGCCCUCGCAAAUGGGCUUGUCAACGUCCGACUUCUACUUAAGGAGCUACCUCUCUUCGCGGGUCUUCCGCCCGAAAUCCUCCAUUUCUUGGGUCUCAACGCGCAGCCCCGAUCAUUCCCACCGUUCACCGACAUCAUCAAACAAGACUCUCAGGGACGGGAAGUCUAUUUCAUCGUGCGUGGCGAGGUCGAAGUGUUAAGUGAACGAACAGACUCAAGAAACGGCGGCCUCUCGCUGCCGACCACUAUUGAACAUCCUGGCUUUGAAGUCAAAGCACGUUUGAAGCAGGGCCAAUAUUUCGGCGAGGUAGUAAGUCUUUCAUUAGCACCUCGCCGGACUGCAACAGUACGCUCGAUUACUGCCGUCGAAUGUCUCAUGAUUAGCGGUGAGGUGCUAGCCCAGUUCUGGGAUAGAUGCCCCCAAGAUGUUCGAGACCAGGUGGAACAGACGGCCAAAGAUAGGCUCAAGACUGCAUCUGACGGCGAUGUUGUCAUGUCCGAGGCUGUAGACACUCCUGAUGGACCAAGCACCAAUGAUGAUCGGUUCAAAAUUAGGGCUUCCCGCAGACAAUCCAUGCCACUGUUAACUUUGACGGAAACAGAGUUGGACGGCACUCAUAAGCCCAAUGGUAUAGAUGAUCACACGGUACUGCGGCCGUCAGACCCGGACCCCUUUCUCAACGUGGGUUUGGACAAUGUUAGACUUCGCAGUCGACGAGGCUCUGUCGCGCCCCCAACGCCAGAGGAGGUCACCCGAGACCAGCAAAGGGCCUCUCAUACUGAGCCUAGGUCCAGUAGCUCCUCCUUUCGUUCCCUUCCAGAAACCUCAGCCACACCAGUUGCGCAAAAGGCAAAGCGCGAACCCAGCAAUGACAAUCACGGCAUCAUUCCUGAUGACUUGCUCGUACGCAUCUUUGAUUAUCUCGAACUGCACGACCUUCUUGGUCUCCGCGCCGUGUGUCUCCACUGGUCAGAGAUUAUCAACAAGUCUGCGGAUUUACUUCACUAUCUUGAUCUGAGUGUCUAUAAUCGCUGCCUUACCGAUGACGUCUUGGCAAAGAUCAUUUGCCCGUUUAUUGGCAAUAGGCCACGUCACAUCGAUAUCAGUAAUUGCUUCCAUAUCACUGAUGAGGGUUUCAACAAGCUGGUCAACACCUGUGGGUCUAAUAUUGUGACCUGGAAGAUGAAGAGUGUGUGGGAUGUUACUGCAUCCGCUAUUCUGGAAAUGUCCAGCAAGGCUACCGGCCUAGAAGAAGUCGAUCUGAGCAAUUGUCGAAAAGUUAGUGAUACGCUCCUAGCUCGGAUCAUCGGUUGGGCCACUCCAGGCCCAUACAAACCCCCAGAGGAUUCUGGCAAAAGUGGCAAACCUGCCAUCAAACCCACAAUUCAAACGCCCAAAGGCGCAAUCUUCGGGUGUCCAAACCUCAAGAGACUGACCCUCUCUUAUUGCAAACAUGUGACUGAUAGGUCGAUGCAUCACAUUGCGUCUCAUGCUGCUUCCAGGAUCGAAGAAAUGGACCUAACACGAUGUACCACAAUCACGGACCACGGGUUCCAAUUCUGGGGAAAUGCUCAGUUCACCAAUCUCCGAAAACUCUGUCUGGCGGACUGCACAUAUUUGACUGAUAAUGCAAUUGUUUAUCUCACAAAUGCUGCAAAGGGACUGCAGGAACUUGACCUGUCGUUCUGCUGCGCCCUGUCAGACACGGCAACGGAAGUCCUUGCCCUACAGUGUUCUCGAUUAACAUAUCUAAACAUGUCAUUCUGUGGUUCGGCUAUCUCCGAUUCGUCAUUACGCAGCAUUGGCCUUCACCUUCUUCAUCUCCGGCGACUUUCGGUGCGCGGCUGUGUUCGAGUCACUGGGGCGGGUGUCGAAGCCGUGGCCGAUGGCUGCACUCAGCUGGACACCUUUGACGUCAGUCAGUGCAAGAAUCUGACCCCCUGGCUUGAAGCUGGCGGAAUACAAAAGUACAAGGGUAAAAUAUUGUUCGACACGGUUGCCGCGAAUGGAAAGCUUUAUCGAUAA